AUGUCGUCGUAUAAAUACCUAUUCAAGUACAUUAUCAUAGGAGACACAGGUGUGGGAAAAAGUUGUCUCCUUCUCAGAUUCACCGAUAAAAGGUUCAAACCCGACCAUGACCUCACCAUAGGCGUCGAAUUCGGCACCAGACUGAUAAACGUCAGGGGAGACAACAUCAAACUACAAAUAUGGGACACCGCCGGACAGGAGAGCUUUCGCUCUAUUACGCGGUCCUACUACAGAGGAGCUGCAGGUGCUCUCCUCGUCUUUGACAUAUCCCGACGCUCCACAUUCGAACACCUAACGAAGUGGUUGGAGGAGGUCAAGGAUCACGGUUCACCGACCAUGACCAUCGUACUUAUCGGAAAUAAAACGGACGUCAACAACCGCGAAGUCGAGUACGACGAAGGCAAGGCCUUUGCGGACGAAAACAAUCUCAUCUAUAUGGAGACGUCAGCCAAAGGCGAUUACAACGUGGAAGAAGCAUUUCUCACUACCGCAUCGUUGAUAUACGACAACGUAAUGCGAGGCAUGUUCGACAUCGAAUCGGGGGUGUACGGAGUUAAAAAGGGACCACAGGCUAACAUCAACUCAGUGAGAAGAGCCGUCAACCUGCGCCACAACGGGUCAGGCACUUUCUCAGGUCAAUUGCGCACAAGGAGCCAAAAGAUGACCUCGAGGAUGCACGCCGCCAACGCAAAUAUGGCCAAAAGCCAGCAAAUGCGACAGGAAACAAACACGGAAGAUGUCUUUUUGCUGGACCUCGAGGGGAAAAUUGACCAACUGAAAAAUGUCAGCACAGACUUACACUCUGAGCUUAAAUAUUCGAAAACGAGGGUCGACACUUUGCGCGGAGGAUUGGACGAAGCACAAGGAUAUGUCAAAGAUGGCCUCGGCAAUAUGUCGAAGCUAAUGCGCAACAAGAAGGGGAACGUCGCAAUGAUGAAGCUUACCCUUCUAACCGCUACAGUUCUGUCGGUACUUUACGUAGUAGUCAAAAUCGCACUGAAAAGAAUGACCGCGUAA
This is a messenger RNA of Babesia bigemina, 1017 nucleotides long. Its product is annotated as Rab2, putative. Gene Ontology annotation, cellular component: Golgi apparatus. The transcript is spliced from 8 exons. Bases 1 to 1017 code for a protein of 338 amino acids. Gene Ontology annotation, molecular function: GTP binding; GTPase activity. Lineage: Eukaryota; Apicomplexa; Aconoidasida; Piroplasmida; Babesiidae. The record is from RefSeq and is a predicted model, not a curated record.